GCCGCGUCCGCGCGUAUUGUUCCCCGGCCCUUCCGCUGGCGGUGGACGUGUUUUCGUGGGAGCCAUCGGUUGCUCUGACUCUGUGCUCCAGAGGUGGUGGCUUUGAGGUGUGACCCUGCCCACGUCUGGGCUCCGCCAGCGCCAGCUCCUCCGUAAAGAGGGCCAGCUUGAUAAGACGAAGAAAACAGUGUCAACAAGUGAUACAAGAGACGAAAAAAAAGAAGCAAACGCAGACUCCCUUCUUACUCGUCGUGGAUGAUAGCUAUAGCAGGGGAAAGUCUCAUAGUGUAUCAGUUGGGGCAGAGAAUGGAGUUCUAUGGCAGAGGCUUCUUAGAAGCUUAAACCCUUGACCCAAUGACGUCAAGUUCGCCCGUUGGCUUGGAAGGUUCAGACUUGUCUUCCGUCAACACCAUGAUGUCAGCGGUAAUGAGUGUAGGGAAGGUCGCCGAGAAUGGCGGGAGCCCCCAGAGCACCAAGUCCCCCACGAAGCCUCCGGGACCAAAUCGGAUUGGCAGAAGGAACCAGGAAACGAAAGAGGAGAAGUCUUCCUAUAACUGUCCCCUGUGUGAAAAGAUUUGCACUACACAGCAUCAGCUAACUAUGCACAUCCGUCAGCAUAACACAGACACUGGAGGGGCCGACCAUUCGUGCAGCAUCUGCGGGAAGUCGCUGAGCUCGGCCAGCUCCCUGGACCGCCACAUGCUGGUGCACUCUGGCGAGAGGCCGUACAAGUGUACCGUGUGUGGCCAGUCCUUUACCACCAAUGGGAACAUGCACAGACAUAUGAAGAUUCACGAGAAGGACCCUAAUAGUGCCACAGCUACGGCCCCCCCAUCCCCGCUGAAGCGCAGGCGGCUGUCCUCCAAGAGGAAACUCAGUCAUGAUGCCGAGUCAGAGAAAGAAGACCCAGCACCUGCUAAAAAGAUGGUAGAAGAUGGGCAGUCGGGUGAGCUGGAGAAGGUCGACGAAGUGUUUCACUGCCCCAUAUGUUUCAAGGAGUUUGUUUGCAAAUACGGACUGGAGACCCACAUGGAGACCCACUCAGAUAACCCACUAAGAUGUGACAUUUGCUGCGUUACCUUUCGAACACACCGAGGAUUGCUGCGUCACAAUGCGCUCGUCCACAAACAACUUCCCAGGGACGCAAUGGGAAGGCCUUUCAUACAGAACAACCCUUCCAUUCCUGCUGGCUUCCAUGACUUAGGAUUCACUGACUUCUCCUGUAGGAAGUUUCCUCGAAUUUCUCAGGCCUGGUGUGAGACAAACCUACGGAGGUGCAUCAGCGAGCAGCACCGGUUCGUCUGCGACACGUGUGACAAGGCGUUCCCCAUGCUCUCCUCGCUCGCCCUGCACAGACAGACCCACGUGGCCACGGACCAGGGACGGGAAAGGCUGCCGGCCAAGACCCUGCCGGGGGACGAUGCCCUAGACCAGAAGGCCUUCCUGGCCUUGCUGGGCCUGCAGCACACCAAAGACGUCAGGCCUGCCCCCGCCGAGGAGCCCUUGCCAGAUGACAACCAAGCAAUACAGCUCCAGACACUCAAGUGUCAGCUACCUCAGGACCCCGGCUGCACCAACAUUCUGAGUCUGUCUCCUUUUGAAGCUGCUUCCCUGGGCGGCUCUCUCACGGUCCUCCCGGCCACCAAGGAGGGCAUGAAGCACCUGUCCUUGCAGCCCUUCCAGAAGGGCUUCAUCAUCCAGCCCGACAGUAGUAUUGUGGUCAAGCCCAUCUCUGGCGAGUCCGCCAUCGAGCUGGCUGACAUCCAGCAGAUUCUGAAGAUGGCGGCCUCUGCGCCCCCUCAGAUCAGUCUUCCACCUCUCUCCAAGGCCCCCGCUGCCCCUCUGCAGGCCAUCUUCAAACACAUGCCCCCUCUGAAGCCAAAGCCCCUGGUCACCCCGCGGACGGUGGUGGCCACGUCCACGCCCCCGCCGCUCCUCAACGCCCAGCAGGCCUCCCCCGGCUGCAUCAGCCCCAGCCUCCCCCCGCCGCCCCUGAAGCUCCUCAAAGGCCCCAUGGAGGCGGCCUCCAGCGCCCACCUGCUGCAGUCCCAGGCCGGGGCCCAGCCGGACACGGCCACACAGCUUUUCCUGCAGCAGCCGCGGCUGGAACUGCCGGGCCAGGCUGAGAUGAAGACGCAGCUGGAGCAAGACAGCAUCAUCGAGGCCCUGCUGCCCCUGAGCAUGGAGGCCAAGAUCAAGCAGGAGAUCACGGAGGGGGACCUCAAGGCCAUCAUGACGGGGCCCGGCAGCAAGAAGGCGCCAGCCAUGCGCAAGGUGCUCUACCCCUGCCGCUUCUGCAACCAGGUGUUCGCCUUCUCCGGGGUGCUGCGCGCGCACGUGCGCUCCCACCUGGGCAUCUCGCCCUACCAGUGCAACAUCUGCGACUACAUCGCAGCCGACAAGGCCGCGCUCAUCCGCCACCUGCGCACACACAGCGGCGAGCGGCCCUACAUCUGCAAGAUCUGCCACUACCCCUUCACCGUCAAGGCCAACUGCGAGCGGCACCUGCGUAAGAAGCACCUCAAGGCCACGCGCAAGGACAUUGAGAAGAACAUCGAGUACGUGACCAGCAGCACCGCCGAGAUGGUGGACGCCUUCUGCUCCCCGGACACGGUGUGCCGGCUGUGCGGCGAGGACCUGAAGCACUACCGGGCCCUGCGCAUCCACAUGCGCACGCACUGCGGCCGCGGCCUGGGCGGCUGCCCCAAGGGCCGCAAGCCCUUCGAGUGCAAGGAGUGCAGCGCCGCCUUCUCGGCCAAGCGCAACUGCAUCCACCACAUCCUGAAGCAGCACCUGCACGUGCCCGAGCAUGACAUUGAGAGCUACGUCCUGGCCACCGACGGCCUGAGUCCCGCUGAGGCGACCGCCGAGACCUCAGGGAGGGUGGAGGACGGGGGCGGGCCAUUUGGCGAUCGCAAGCCACUGGCCGCCUUCCUGGAGCCGCAGAACGGCUUUCUCCACGGGGGCCCCGUGCAGCCCCUGCCGCCCCACGUCUCGGUCAAGCUGGAGCCCGCCAGCAACUUCGCGGUGGACUUCAACGAGCCGCUGGACUUCUCCCAGAAGGGCCUGGCCCUGGUGCAAGUAAAGCAGGAGAGUGCGGCCUUCCUGAGCCCCGCCUCCGCGGCCCCCUAUGACUGCUCCAUGGAGCCCAUUGACCUGUCCAUCCCCAAGAACUUGAGGAAAGGAGACAAGGACGCGGGUGGUGCUGGUGAAGCCAAGAAGCCUGAGCAGGAACCGGGGAGUGGCGAGCAGCCGUCCCCCUGCCCUCCGCCGUGCCCUCCGCUGCCAGUGCCCUUGGGGCCCAGUGGGGGCCCAGAGAAGCCCGUGGCCUCUGCAGCCAGCACUCUGGAAGCCCACACUCAGCCCCUGCGGGGCUCUGUUCAGCUGGCCGUCCCCAUCUACUCCUCCGCGCUGGUCAACAGCUCCCCCAUCUUGGGUGGCUCCACCCUCAUCAGCAGCCCGGCGUUGCUGCGGCCCCUGCGCCCCAAGCCCCCCCUGCUCUUGCCAAAGCCCCCCGUGACGGAAGAGCUGCCCCCGCUGGCCUCCAUCGCCCAGAUCAUCUCGUCCGUGUCCUCGGCGCCCACCUUGCUGAAGGCUAAGGUGGCCGACCCGGGGCCCACGAGCGCCGGCAGUCCCAGCACGGCCCCAGACAGCUUAGGAAGCACUGUUCCCAGAGCUGCCACCGCCCCCGCCAACACCGCCGGCCCCAAAGAAUCCAGCGACCCGUCCCCUCCUGCCAACAGCCCAGAGGCGGCCUCACCCACCGAGCAGGGGCCUGCGGGCUCAUCCAAGAAGAGGGGCCGGAGGAAGGGCAUGAGGAGCCGGCCCCGCUCCAGCAGCGGCGGGGUGGACCUGGACUCCAGCGGGGAGUUCGCCAGCAUCGAGAAGAUGCUGGCCACGACGGACACCAACAAGUUCAGUCCGUUUCUACAGACCACGGAGGACGAUGCUCAGGACGAGGUGGCCGGAGCCCCCGCAGACCACAACGGGCCCAGUGACGAAGAGCAGGGCAGCCCUCCGGAAGACAAACUGCUGAGGGUGAAGCGGAACUCCUACGCCAACUGCCUGCAGAAGAUCAACUGUCCCCACUGCCCCCGGGUCUUCCCCUGGGCUAGCUCCCUCCAGAGGCACAUGCUCACACACACUGGUCAGAAACCCUUCCCUUGUCAAAAAUGCGAUGCCUUCUUUUCUACCAAAUCUAACUGUGAACGCCACCAGUUGCGCAAACACGGAGUUACCAACUGCUCCCUGAGAAGAAACGGGCUUAUCCCCCAGUCAAAAGAGAGUGAUGUUGGACCCCAUGAUAGCACAGACAGCCAGUCGGACGCCGAGACCCCGGCGGCGGCGGGGGGUGAAGUGCUGGACCUCACCUCCCGGGAGAGAGAGCAGCCGGCGGCUGAGGGGGCCCCCCCUGUGCCCGCCCAGGCCCGCGAGGAGCUCCCCACCGAGGAGGUGCAGCCCGGGGACAGGCAGGAGCAGGCAGCCGGCGAUGGGCAGGAGCACGAGGAGCAGCCCGCUGGGGACAGGGACGAGGACGCCGACGGCCCCGAGGACGACACAGUCAGCAACAAGAGCCUGGACCUCAACCUCGCCAGCAGGCUGAUGGGCUUCAAGCUGGCCGAGGGCGACGCGGGUGCGGCGGGCGGCGGCGGGCCCGGCCCGCAGGACCACAAGCACGCGUGCCACGUCUGCGGCAAGAGCUUCAAGUUCCAGGGGACCCUGAGCCGCCACCGUAAGGCCCAUGACCGCGAGGAGCCCCAGGAGGACAGCCCGGCCGCCAGCGGAGGGGGGCCCGAGGGCCCGCUCCCGCCCGAGCCCGACGAGAAGCCCCCCGCCGACGCCUCCUCCGAGGAGCCUGCUGCGGCCGACGGGGUGGCCUCAUCGGCAUCCGACGCCUCCGGGGAGAAGCCGAGUGAGGAGGCGGACGGCGCCUCGGACGGGGAGAGUGUGGCCGAGAAGAGGUCCUCGGAGCGGAGUGAUGACGACAAGAAGCCAAAGACAGACUCCCCGAGGAGCACGGCCAGCAAGGCAGACAAGAGGAAGAAGGUGUGCAGUGUGUGCAACAAGAGGUUCUGGUCCUUGCAGGACCUGACGCGGCACAUGAGGUCCCACACAGGAGAAAGGCCCUACAAGUGUCAGACCUGCGAGCGAACCUUCACCCUGAAGCACAGCCUGGUCCGCCAUCAGCGGGUCCACCAGAAAGCCAGGCACGCCAAGCAGCAUGGGAAGGACAGCGACAAGGAUGAGCGGGGCGAGGAGGACAGUGGGAGUGAGUCCACCCACAGCGGCAACAACCCCGUCUCAGAGAACGAGGCCGACGCGGCCCCCCCGGCCAGCAACCACGUGGCCGUCACCCGGAGCCGGAAGGAGAGCCUGGCUGUCGCCACCAAGGAUCCCAGCCGCAGGGAGGAGCGGGCAGCGCUUCGGACGGCGGGCGCUGGCCAGGCUGAUGCUGGCAGGAGCGCUGCCAAGGCCCCGCCGGCGGGCAGCCCCAAGGAGCAGGGGUCUCAGGGCGACCCGGGCCCGGAGAGCCCGCCGGCCCUCGUGCAAGAUCCGCCCGCCCGUGCCCUGCUGGCCGCGGACGGGGCCUCACCGCUCCUGGGAGUGGAGUGAUAGUUCACCCUGUCCCCCCGGCGGCACACAGAUGAAAGCCAGCAGAGCAAAGUGUCCUGAAUCUAGAUUUCAUGAGGUUUCCUCAGUGCCCUUCAACUAUCGGGGAGUGUGUGUGUGUGUGUGUGUGUGAGUGUGAGUGUGUGUGAGAGAGUGGGCGAGCGAGCGAGAGCAGGAGCGGGCCGCCCUGCCCGGUGCCACAGCCUUACACCCCCGUCCAAGAGACGCAGCAGGUGCACACUUCGAGUGCCUUAAGUACUCACCAGCCCUUCGGUGUAGCCUGGGUGUUGUGUUUCCCCAAAAUGACUGUUUGGGAAAAAAAAAAAACAAAAAAAAAAAACAAAACAAAGCAGAUGUUUUAAUGAAUUAUUUGGAGAGGACCUUUUCAUUUAAGCAUUAACGUUAUCUUCUGUAUUGGUGUGUCUGAGCUUGUCCUUGCGAAUCUGUGAUCGUCACCUAUGUUCUGUGAGCUGGAAACAGAAGAAAAGAAAUAACGCCCUUGCAUACCCAUAGCCAAUAACUGGAAGAAAAUGAUGUGAAUUUCAUGUAAAUUGCCAGAGGAAAUACGGAUAAGAUGUUCUUUUCUCAAAUAGACCUUUUUCUUUUCUGUGUUCGCUGCCUGGUGGAGCUGUAGUUUGGUCCUCGGGAUGGCGGGAUGUGGCUGACGAAGGUUUCCAGCGUGGCGCCAGCCGAAAGCAGGAGAGACGCUAGCUUCAGCCCCGUACUCACGUGUUUUCAGCGUCAGACCUGACGCUUACUGUUCCAGUUUCAAGACCUCCGUUCUUAACUUCCAGAGAAGAGUUAACGCUGGCGACUUUAACCUAUGGAGAACGUGCGCAGAUGUCACGUAUCUGAUUCCCCCCCCUUUGGGUAUAUGUAUUAUUAAUAUUAUUAUUAUUAUUAUUAUUAGUUCAUCAGUUUGCUGGUCUCUGCAGUCAGCAGAAACAAAUGGGCAAUAUUUGUCCCGGGAGACCUGGGCUGCCCCCGGGUCCCCGCGUGGGCCUGUGCCCGCGGCUUUCCUCGGCACCCCCGGGUGGCAGCUCUUCUACUGUACUUAGACAAGCCUUUCUUCCGUGACUGCAGAAUCCAGCGGGGGGGCCGGGAGCGGUCCUCCCUGGCGGGCGGCCGAGAGCAGCCCCGAGAGGGCAGAGAGCAGCCUGGCGGCCAGGAGGCCCGGCCCGAGCCUUUCCCGCCUGUGCUACUGUCACGUGCAAAGCGAGGAAGUACUACUACUGGUUAUACAACGCACACAGGAGAUGAAAGAUGAGACGCAGAUUUGUAUUUACCUUCCUGUGAUGUGGGGUUGGUGCUUGACGAUAAACAUGCUGUUUCUAACGUUCCUGAAAUUGCCUGAACCCCGCCACCACCACCCCCCACCCCGGGUGCAAAAAAAAAAAAAAACAGGAUUUCUUUUUUUUUUUUUUUUUUUUUUCCCCGUGAGCAUCCCACGCAGGCAGUUAGAGUCCCCUCCCUGCAGCCGCCGGCAGCGGCGAGAAAGCUAGCCCUGCUGUAGCUGAGCGUGCGCUCGGCACCCUGUCCUGCAGCCGGCACCUCUAGGGUGCCCGGGCGCUCCCCCCCCACUUCACCCCCACGAGCACGGACACACACGCCCCCUUCUCUCUCCCCACCGACAGUGGCCAAAAUCCCACCAGCCCAAACUUCAAAGGAAGAUGUGUAUUCUUGGGAUAAUGACAAGCGAUCUCUUUGCAUGUGAAAGGAAAAAGGUCGAGGCAUCUAUGACUUUUCAGCUUUCCUGGGGAGCUGAACCCAGAACCGGGUCGCCUCCAGAUGAAUACAAAACCAGAACCAAUGAUCUCCUGUUAUCACUUUAUACCCGGUGUGGUUUGCGGAGUUAAAAACCAGUUCAUGCAUCCCUUCGUUUUUUUUUUUGUUUUGUUUUGUUUUUGUUUUUUUUUAAAUGACGAUUGUUAUUUUUUUUUUUUUUGUCGAUGUUCUUAUUUGGGGUAUCUUGUGUUUCGUUUUCCUUUGCAACUCUCCACACUAAAACCCGCGACUCUGUGGAGAGAAGCCAUGACUUAGCGCUACGCUGCGGUGAGAUGUAGCAGGAAUGGGCCCGGCCGUGCGGCCUGGGCCGCAGCUCGCAAUAAUCACUAUUGAUUUAAAGCUUUAUUUAGCCUCCAUCUGUACCCUCGUAGUCGGUAAGGUCUUGCCACAUUUUAUUAGUGAGGUUGAGAAAUGUAUUGUCUGUCAUUCUGUCCCCCUCCCCCCAAUAUUAAACUGUGAAAUUUGUGAUUUGUUUAAACUCUGGGUGAAUCAUAGUAUAGUUUGCAUGUCCAGCUAAUUUGUUUCUAUACAUUUUGUUUGAUUCUCUUUCUCCUCCUCUCAGGGCUUUUACAAAAAAGAAAAAAAUAGUAUAUAUAUACAUAUAUAUAUAUAUAUAUAUAUAUGCGUCCAUAUAUAUAUAUAUAUAUAUAUAUGGAUCUUCUGAAAAGUUUUUUGAGGUGCAAGUUUUUCUCUUGUUUUUCUCUUUGAUUUAUGGACACAAUGCUGAGAUUCAAUCACUACAUGAAACUCCUGGCUGUGAAAACAAAAUACGAAACCCAGAGCUGUUUCCCAAACAGCCCCCGGGGGGAAGCUACGUGACAGUCGGCUGCCAGUUUCAGAAAGAUGCAUCGUACCUUCCACCCUCUUCGUCUCUGUCCUCUCUUCAAGAAGGAAGUUGAUCCCAGUGAUUUCAGCCCAUGCAUUAAACAGGAAACAAUAAUAAAUGUGUAGAAUUCAUAUUUUUCUAAAGGGAACUUAACUGCUGCUACGUGUUAUGUACAAAACCGGUUUAUGCCACAUGAACAGAAUCACAAGUUUGGUUUUGGUACUUUUUGUUUCUCUUUGUAUUCAGUUGUAUAGUACUUCCAAAUUCAGAAUGAGAAGAAAAGCUGUUCUGUAUCAAACCAUCUAAGCAAUAAAUGUCAUAUUUUAAAAAUGGCA
Nyctereutes procyonoides (raccoon dog) is the source of this 8556-nucleotide messenger RNA. It is a transcript of the gene RREB1, whose product is annotated as ras responsive element binding protein 1. Gene Ontology annotation, biological process: regulation of transcription by RNA polymerase II. Gene Ontology annotation, cellular component: nucleus. Lineage: Eukaryota; Metazoa; Chordata; Mammalia; Carnivora; Canidae. Gene Ontology annotation, molecular function: DNA-binding transcription activator activity, RNA polymerase II-specific; RNA polymerase II cis-regulatory region sequence-specific DNA binding. The record is from RefSeq and is a predicted model, not a curated record.